This is a messenger RNA of Xenopus laevis (African clawed frog), 2115 nucleotides long. It is a transcript of the gene hexb.L, whose product is annotated as hexosaminidase B (beta polypeptide) L homeolog. Gene Ontology annotation, biological process: glycosaminoglycan metabolic process; carbohydrate derivative metabolic process; carbohydrate metabolic process. The transcript has 14 exons. The coding region runs from base 181 to 1842 and encodes 553 amino acids. The record is from RefSeq and is a predicted model, not a curated record. Gene Ontology annotation, molecular function: beta-N-acetylhexosaminidase activity; hydrolase activity, hydrolyzing O-glycosyl compounds. Gene Ontology annotation, cellular component: lysosome; cortical granule; membrane. NCBI's taxonomy places the organism in Eukaryota, Metazoa, Chordata, Amphibia, Anura, Pipidae.
CACCACAAACGUACAACCCUUAGUUCACAAUAAUUCAUUUCUGCUUCCUCUUAAAUCACAUGAACAAGGGGCGGGGCCGUGUUGUGCUUAUCACGUGACACUGCAGUCUUGUGACUCCGGUAGGGCUGUUCUGAGAGAAGUAGCGGCAGUCCAGUUAGUGACAGCAGGAGACCGGUUGAUAUGGCUCUGCGGCGAGUCGCUGUCCUAGGGAUUCUCUCCCUGUCCUUUUAUCUGUCCCCGUCCCUCUGUCUGCGCUCUCACUCGCACGGGGAGCUGCUGGAUGCGGAGACGCAAUUGACUGUAGCCGAGGACUCACCCUACGGUUCUCUGUGGCCGCUGCCUCAAACAGUGACUUUCUCUGCCGAUACUUUCCGCAUCCCGCCGUCCGCCUUCAGCAUUGUGCAUGGCUCGGGCUCCACAGUGGGCGCUUCCUGUGUGAUGCUGCAGGAUGCCUUCCGCAGGUAUUACGAUUACAUGUUUGGCUAUUCCAAAUGGAAACAUUUGUCUGAAAAGCCUUCUGAUGCUGGCCAGUUGCUGCAGCUUCAGGUUAUAAUUCUUUCUCAGGAUCAUGAAUGCCAUCAGUAUCCCACUGUUAAAUCGGAUGAAUCAUAUGAACUGAGUGUUGGAGAGAAUGUCGCUGUCCUGAAAGCAAAGCAAGUUUGGGGCGCUCUCAGAGGGCUGGAGACUUUCAGUCAACUCAUCUAUGAAGACAGUUUUGGAGCUUUUCUGAUCAACAAGACUCAUAUAGAGGAUUCCCCAAGGUUUGCGCACAGAGGAGUUCUACUGGACACUUCCAGGCAUUACCUGCCGCUGAAAACCAUUUUUCUGAACUUGGACGCAAUGGCGUUUAACAAGUUUAAUGUGUUUCACUGGCAUAUUGUUGAUGAUCCAUCUUUCCCCUACCAGAGUGUUACUUUUCCUGAUCUAAGUGACAAGGGUUCUUAUCACCCAUACACACACGUUUAUACCCCCAUUGAUGUCCGGAUGGUGAUUGAAUUUGCUAGAAUGAGAGGAAUUCGUGUUGUACCAGAGUUUGAUUCACCGGGACAUACGGAUUCUUGGGGUAAAGGGCAACAAAAUCUUUUAACUCCUUGCUUCAACAAAGAAAAGCUGACCGGUACAUUUGGCCCUGUCAAUCCCAUCCUAAAUGAUACUUACAAUUUCAUGUACACGUUUUUUCAAGAAGUCAGCAAAGUUUUCCCUGAUCAAUACAUCCACUUAGGAGGGGAUGAAGUAGACUUUUCUUGCUGGAGAUCAAAUCCGGAUGUUACCAAAUUUAUGACUGACCGUGGCUUUGGCACAGACUACUGCAAGCUAGAAUCAUAUUACAUCCAGCAAAUCUUGGGCAUCGUCUCAUCUCUUAAGAAGGGCUACAUGGUCUGGCAGGAGGUCUUUGAUAACAAUGUAAAGUUGAAUCCAGACACCAUAAUUGAAGUGUGGAAGGAGAAGCUGUAUCAAGAGGAAAUGGCAGCUGUUACAGCUGCCGGCUUCCAAGCCCUUCUUUCCUCUCCUUGGUAUCUAAAUCGCAUCUCAUAUGGUCAGGACUGGAUCCAGGUCUACAGAGUUGAACCAACCAAUUUUAAUGGAACUGCCCAACAGAAGCAGCUUGUGAUUGGAGGGGAAGCCUGUUUGUGGGGUGAAUUUGUGGACGCCACCAAUCUUACUCCAAGACUAUGGCCUCGAGCGAGUGCUGUAGCUGAAAGAUUAUGGAGCAGCCAGAGUGUGACGUCGGUGGGAGAUGCUUACAAUCGGCUUGUGAAACAUCGCUGCCGCAUGGUCAGGCGCGGAAUAGCAGCUGAGCCUUUAUACGUGGGCUACUGUGACCAUGAGCUGGAUGUCUGAAUUGGUCACAUGACACUGCAAUUCUUGCACCAAUCAGCAAGGGAGCAGCUGUGGGAUGUAGAGGGCCAAACAAUGCACUGAAUUCUUUUCCUGAUCAUAUUGUUAAGGAGGUGUGUCUCCAAGCUGCAGCCUUUCAUGGUGGCAUUGCCUUUGCCAGAGUCCCAUGUCAGCUGAUGAGCCACGUUUGGCACCCUUGUGCACAUUUUUUUUUCAAAUAAAUCAUGAUCUACAUAGAGCGAUAUUUACAUAAUAAAAUUCUCUAUUUAAAAUAAA